AUGGUUCUCGUUCAAAGUAUCAUCGUGUCGGUCUGUGUGAUGAUGUCGGCACCCGCGGGCGAGGCAAACAGACAAGAUCACCAGAACUUCGGUUUUGUAGACUGGGUCAGAACCCUGUUCCUUUGGCCGGCCGGUAACGACGGUGCACCAGCGUCGCAAGACCCAGUCAGAGCCAACGACUAUGACCGCCAAGAGAAUGCGACAGUAGCUGUUUGCAAGCGUUUUGCGGACUCGACCCUCCACGAGCGCUUCCUCAUGGCUGCCGCCCUCGCGGAGGUGCCAGGCCAACCUUGGUGGAUCAAGUACGCCGCAGUACUCUUCGGCGAAAAGAUUAGAUGCCCAGCCCAUGAACACCAGGGAGGGGCGACCCUGCACGAGCGGUUUCUGCGGUCGUUAGCGCGCUCUGAGAGCCUUCAAUGGCUGCAGGGGGCCUUCGGGGACGCUGUGACCACAGUCAGUGCUUGGAUGCACGAAGCUUACUCGUCGGGGGUCACGAUCCUCAUUGUGCCUGUUUUGAUCAGCUGGCUGUUUUCAAGCAACAGGGUAAUGAAGUUGCUUCAUCAUGGCGAAGCCUGGUUUGAAUGGAGCUUUGCAACCUGCCGUAACUGGCUGCAGUUCAAGCCCAAGCCGGUGACUGUUGUCGCAGAGUCUUCGCACAGCGAAGCAUCGCCUACCGGGAAGAAGGUGCCAGACGGCGAUCCUCGGUAUGACGUCAUAACGCUGCCCUUCGACGAGCCAAUAAAGGAAUGCGCGACCACCAUCGGCGUCGCAGCGGCCGCGCGGCUGGGAACCAGUGGGACCACUCCUCGAGAAUCUGGAUCGCAGGGAGAUGUCUCAGACGACGCGGCUCCCAAACUUCCUAAAUAGCGCGCGCCGUGCCGGGUGACGAAGAGGAAAAGACGUGAAGAUUAUAUUUCAUUUGGCGGGCCAUCGUCACUUUCCAUCAUCGCACUUUCCUCUCGCCACCUGUCCACCGCAGGCCGUAGCACCUCAUUCGAAAUGACACGAUAAGCAAGGCGCAUUUUUUUCUCUGUCGCCUGAAGGCAAGCGGCCCUGUCAAAUGAUGAAAGAUACGCGAACCUUGAAGGGAGAUUAAAGCCAAAAUUAAUGUAA
Molecule: messenger RNA, 1113 nt
Organism: Dermacentor andersoni
Lineage: Eukaryota; Metazoa; Arthropoda; Arachnida; Ixodida; Ixodidae
Source: RefSeq, a predicted model, not a curated record